Molecule: messenger RNA, 3078 nt
Organism: Acanthopagrus latus (yellowfin seabream)
Lineage: Eukaryota; Metazoa; Chordata; Actinopteri; Spariformes; Sparidae
Gene: prpf3
Product: PRP3 pre-mRNA processing factor 3 homolog (yeast)
Exons: 17
Coding region: 165-2273 (702 amino acids)
Biological process (GO): mRNA splicing, via spliceosome
Cellular component (GO): U4/U6 x U5 tri-snRNP complex
Source: RefSeq, a predicted model, not a curated record
CUUGGUUUAGAAACGUCGUGAGAACGGCGCGUCCAAACAAAGUUUUUUCUGGAAACUUGGCGAUUUGAGUGUUUUACCCUUCGUAAAGUUAAUCGUUUCUGUUUGAAACCUACAACGCGAGCCACCUGACAAAGGACACAGGCAGAAUUUAAAGGAUUGGAGGAAUGUCUCUUCCAAAACGGGAGGUGGAGGAAUUAAGGCCAUGGGUGGAGCGCACCGUGAAGAAGGUGCUGGGCUUCUCUGAGCCCACAGUGGUUACUGCUGCUUUGCACUGUGUGGGGAAGGGACUGGACAAAAGGAAGACUAUAGACCAGCUGCGUCCCUUCCUUGAUGACUCUGCUGGAGGUUUUGUGGAGCGUCUCUUUGAAGCUUUGGAGGAAAGCCGCAGUGCCCGUGGCAACAAAGGAGCAGGAGAAAAGCACCGCAAGAGAGACCUUAAGGAUGUUUUUGGUGAUGAGGCUGAAACUGGAGCAAUGCGAGAAACUCCCGAGCCAGGAGACGGGGCGGCUCCUAAGCGGAAGCGGGUGCCACGCUUUGAGGAGGUGGAGGAGCCUGAGGUCAUACCUGGACCUCCAUCUGAGAGCCCUGGCAUGCUCACCAAAAUGCAGAUAAAACAGAUGAUGGAGGCAGCAACAAAACAGAUAGAAGAGAGGAAGAAACAGCUGAGCUUUGCCUCUUCAGUCCCUGCAGCACCAACACAGAUGGAAACUCCAGUCUCACGACUUCUUGGCAAUUCUGCUGCUGCAGCUGCAGGUGGUGCAGCAUCUAUUGCCCCCUCCCAGGCUGCCAGCUUCAUGAAUGAUGCUAUCGAGAAGGCCCGAAAGGCUGCUGAGUUGCAGGCCCGCAUCCAGUCCCAGUUAGCCAUGAAACCUGGUAUUCUUGGAGCCUUGGGGAACACUGGGCCUCACAACUUAGUGGCACUAGCUAAUCUACAUGCUAUGGGAAUUGCUCCACCGAAAGUAGAAGUCAAAGAGGUGAACAAGCCCACGCCUCUUAUUCUGGAUGACAAGGGAAGAACUGUAGAUGCAAGUGGCAAAGAGGUUGAGCUUACGCACCGGAUGCCCACUCUGAAAGCAAACAUUCGAGCGGUAAAGAGGGAGCAGUUCCGUCAGCAGCUGAAGGAAAAGCCUGGGGAUGACUUGGAGUCCACGUCCUACUUUGACCAGCGUGUGUUUAUUACACCAGCUCAGCGCCCUCGCAAGGGCUUCAAAUUCCAUGAGCAGGGACGCUUUGAGAAAAUCGCUCAGAGAAUCAGAACUAAGGCCCAGCUGGAAAGGUUGCAGUGUGAGAUUGCCCAGGCCGCAAAGAAGACAGGAAUCCAGGCAUCCACCAAGCUGGCACUGAUCGCCCCUAAGAAAGAGAUCGGAGAAGGAGAGGUGCCCGGCAUUGAGUGGUGGGACUCCUUCAUCCUGGCCAACAACAUAGAAAUGACACCUGACACAAACUUUGAUAACUUGGAGUUCUUUGGAGUGACCAACCUGGUGGAACAUCCUGCGCAAAUAAGCCCUCCAGUUGACACAGAUAAGCCAGUAACGCUGGGUGUAUACCUGACAAAGAAAGAACAGAAAAAACUGAGGAGACAGACGCGAAGGGAAGGACAGAAAGAAGUUCAAGAGAAGGUUCGUCUGGGACUGAUGCCUCCACCAGAACCUAAAGUACGCAUCUCUAACCUGAUGAGGGUGCUGGGGACGGAGGCGGUUCAGGACCCAACAAAGGUGGAGGCACAUGUCAGAGCACAGAUGGCCAAGAGACAGAAGGCUCAUGAGGAGGCUAAUGCAGCCCGCAAGCUAACAGCAGAACAGAGGAAAGAGAAGAAAGUCAAGAAGUUAAAAGAAGACCUCACUGAUGGUGUUCACAUUGCUGUAUACAGGAUUCGUAACCUGCAAAAUCCUGCUAAGAAGUUUAAAGUGGAGGCCAACGCCAAUCAGCUGUACCUGACAGGCACUGUAGUUCUGCACAGAGACGUCAACCUUGUUGUGGUAGAGGGAGGCCCUAAAUCCCUGAAAAAGUUCAAGAGGCUGAUGAUGCACAGAAUCAAAUGGCAGGAACACAACAGUAAAAGAGAGGAUCCAGAUGGUGAUGAUGAUACAAAGAGAAACAACAAGUGCUAUUUGAUUUGGGAGGGCACAGCUAAAGAGCGUAGUUUUGGAGAUAUUAAGUUCAAACAGUGCCCCACAGAGAACAUGGCCAGAGAACACUUCAAGAAACACGGCACAGAACACUACUGGGAUCUAGCUCUCAGCAUGAGUGUGUUGGAAACCUCAGAUGACUGAAUCUCUCCUGGAGAGUGCAUCAUUUCAGUCAACAUCCCCUUCUUCAAGCCCCCCAGAUGCACAGCCUCACAGCCAGUCAGCCCUCACCGAUGACCGGCUGCCCUCAACUGGGGUCAGACAGACUUCACCAAGAGACAUGAGAAUAGAAAAGGAGGAACAAUAAACCUGUGUGGAUGGUUUUGCAAGAUCGUUUGAAAGAUUUGUGUGUGUGUGUGUGUGUGUGUGUGUGUGUGUGUGUGUGUGUGUGUGUGUGUGUGUGUGUGUGUGUGUGUGUGUGUGUGUGUGUGUGUGUGUGUGUGUGUGUGUGUGUGUGUGUGUGUGUGUCAGUGUUCAUCUUGUCAGUGGUAGGCUCUUCUGUCAGAUAUUGUUUUAUCUGUUAUUGAAUACAAGGUGACAGACUGCACUGUGUGAUGUCAAUCGCUCACCCAAGGCUUUACGUGAUGAUGAGAAAUGCUGUCAGAUGUUAUGACUUUUGUGGUGAAAUCCUCCAUGUACACUGAUGAUGAUGAUGAUGAUGAUGAUAAUAAUCCCUGUUUGAGUCAGUUAAUUAAAAACACCCCAUCAGAGAAUGAGUGCACUGCUACAGUAAGUGCUAACACAUUUACAGUAAACCUGCAAAGAAUCCUGGGUAAUGUUGCUACAUUGUUAUAAGACUUUUUGUCAUUACAUGUACAUUUCACAAAAUUUAAAGCUCCCAAUUUCAUUUUUUGUUUAAUUUGGAAAAAUAAGCAAGUCCUUAACUCACCUGUAGCUAUAUUUCUCUAUAACGUUACAGUCACAGCCUUAAAUAAACAACAAAAUGUAA